GCCGUCGAGUAUGCUCUCACGCGCUACCGGGCCAAUGCCGCGGAACUCGCGGUGAUCGAGUUGCUUCUGCGUCGAGCGCAGCUGGCGGAGUGCCGCUGCCAGCGUCGUCUGCUGAGGGCCGACGGCCAGCUGGACAGCAUCCUGCAGGGCAAGUUCUUGUGCCUUGGCAUUGGCGAGGCGAGGGGGCAGCUCAUGCUGCGCCCUCCUCUCGAGGAGCACGCGGCGGCCCAGCUCCACUGGGGGGGCGCCGUCGCGAAGGGGGCGCGCAAGCUGCAGCAGGAAAG
Molecule: messenger RNA, 284 nt
Organism: Prorocentrum cordatum
Lineage: Eukaryota; Dinophyceae; Prorocentrales; Prorocentraceae
Source: the annotation of a GenBank genome assembly